Molecule: messenger RNA, 3752 nt
Organism: Ictalurus furcatus (blue catfish)
Lineage: Eukaryota; Metazoa; Chordata; Actinopteri; Siluriformes; Ictaluridae
Gene: ythdf1
Product: YTH N6-methyladenosine RNA binding protein F1
Exons: 6
Coding region: 359-2191 (610 amino acids)
Biological process (GO): mRNA destabilization
Cellular component (GO): cytoplasm
Molecular function (GO): N6-methyladenosine-containing RNA reader activity; mRNA binding
Source: RefSeq, a predicted model, not a curated record
CCCGGAUGGAGCUGGGGGAAGUGAACAGGACUGCACAAUAACUCAAGGCUGGAAAGUGUAGGGGGAAAAAAUCUUAAAAGAACACGCCGCGGAACGGAAUUGGAUUAAAAUUUAAACGGUGGACUUUAUAAUAACCUCAGACACCAUCCGGACCGGAAUAUUGUACAUUCAGGUGUUUGUGAGAAUCUGGCGGUGGAACUUGCUGAGGAUUUGUGCCGUGAAAAAUAACGUUACAGCAGCAGCAGCAGCAGCUAACAGCGCCAGCAGCCCAAGAAGGAAACACUGACUCGGAAUAACGCUGAAAACCCCCCCAAGUUUGCAAGACUCUUAGUGAUUAUAGAGGCUCGGUUGAUGAAUUAUGUCUACCACCAGUAUUGAUCCUCAGACAUCAAAAGGACAAGAUGCUAAAGUGCAAAAUGGCUCACUCCACCAAAAGGAAACGGUCCAUGACAACGACUUUGAACCAUACCUCACUAGCCAGUCUAAUCCGAACAACAGCUACCAAUCCAUGACUGACCCCUACUUAUCAAGCUACUAUGCGCCAUCCAUUGGGUUCCCUUACCCCCUUAGUGAGGCUCCCUGGUCAACUGGCGGUGACCCUCCAAUCCCUUAUCUUGCCCCCUAUGCCCCACUUAGCAACGGAGACCACCAUUUCAUGCAUGACACUGUGUUUGGACAGCCAGGGGGAUUGGGUAGCAGCAUCUACCCCCACCGUUUUAACUUUUUCCCAGAGAAUCCUGCCUUCUCAGCUUGGGGCACCAGCGGCUCUCAGGGCCAGCAGACUCAAAGCUCAGCCUAUGGUGGCAGCUACAGCUACCCACCCAGUUCUCUGGGCGGCACGCUUGUGCCUGACGGGCAGACAGGCUUCCACAGUGACACCUUGAACAAGGCACCAGGUAUGAACAGUUUGGAGCAGGGCAUGCUGGGGCUGAAGAUCGGGGGUGAUGUUGUCACCGGCACUGGCUCGGCUGUCAAGACUGUGGGUUCGGUCAUCGGUGCCAGUGGUGCAGUAGCCACUGGCAACGGUGGAACCCCAGUAGGCAUGCCAGCCCCCAAACCGACCUCGUGGGCAGCCAUCGCAAGUAAGCCAGCCAAAGCGCAGCAGUUGAAGGUCAAAAGCAAAGCUGGGAUGCCUGUGGCAGGAGGUGCGCCUCCACCACCACCCAUCAAACACAACAUGGACAUUGGCACCUGGGACAACAAGGGGAGCAAAGUGGCAUCACCUUUGCCUCCCCAGCAACAACAGCAGCCGCCUUCGCUCUCACAUGGUCACUUGCCCCCUCACCCUCAGCCACCCAUGCCCUCAGCCCAGUCACUGGCACAGCAUAUGGCUCUGCAGGCUCCACCUCCUCCUGCUCCUCCACAGCCCUACCAGAAUCAUACACCGGUUCCGCCCCCUCAGACACGAUGGAUAGCACCACGUAACCGGAACCCAGGUUAUGGUGGAGGGGGCAGCAUGGAUAGCACUGGCCCUUCCAGUGGUGGCGGAUUGGGCAACGGUGGAGGAGGAGGAGUGAUGGGCCCUAGCUCUAGCUCUAGCAUGGGCUCAGGAGACCCACACCCAUUGCUGGAGAAGCUGCGUGCAUCGCAUAGCUACAACCCGAAGGACUUUGACUGGAACCUGAAGCAUGGCCGUGUUUUCAUCAUCAAGAGCUACUCAGAAGAUGACAUCCACCGUUCAAUCAAGUACUCCAUCUGGUGCAGCACAGAGCACGGCAAUAAGAGGCUGGACGCAGCAUUCCGUGCCCUCAAUGGUCGGGGCCCUGUCUACCUGCUGUUUAGCGUAAAUGGCAGUGGGCACUUCUGUGGCGUGGCCGAGAUGCGCUCACCAGUGGACUACGGCACUAGUGCCGGUGUCUGGGCUCAGGACAAGUGGAAGGGCAAAUUUGACGUUGACUGGCUCUUUGUCAAGGAUGUGCCCAACAGCCAGCUGCGCCAUAUCCGCCUGGAGAACAAUGACAACAAACCUGUGACCAACUCACGUGACACCCAGGAGGUACCACUGGAGAAGGCCAAGCAGGUGCUGAAGAUCAUUGCCACCUACAAGCACACCACAUCCAUCUUCGAUGAUUUCUCACACUAUGAGAAACGACAGGAGGAGGAAGAGGUGGUGAGAAAGAACUAUGAACCCACUUCCUCCCAGAAUCGAUCACGUCUGGAUCAGGAACGCCAAAAUCGAAGUAAACAAUAGAAGACUGCACCUCAUCCCAAUAGCUUGAUCAACUGUUUUAGGACUGACCAUUUGAAAAUGAAAUUUAAAAACAGGACACGAGAAGAAAUUUUAAAAAAAGAAAAAUAAACAGUUGUCUAUUUAAUUCUGGGGACUUGGGCCAGCAUCAAACUCAAGGUUCUGCCCUACUGGUUCUGGUUCCAGCUCCUUUGGAGAUGAAAUCAAUUAGCGCCUAUCAAAUGAUGGCACCAUGAUCAUCUUUGUCUCUCUUUGGUCAUUUGGUUUGGUUUCUACAUACCUCCCUCCUUCCUUACUUAACUGACUUUGGCCAACAGUUAUCUGCACUUUUUUUUUUCUUUUCUCUUUUUUUUUUUUAACCAUACCUGCUACUGGCUGUGAGCGUCAAAGUGAGUCAGUGACUGUUGAAAACCCAUGAUGCGUGUUUGUAAGUAUGUGUUGACAUGGUGGUUGGUAAAGUGAGGAAAAGACUAAUUUGGAAGCACCGUAGACUCCUCCCCAGCAUCAGUCACUGUACUUGGCCAGUUGAAUUUUGUACAAUCAAGAUGUGCAUCUUUGUUGUUGGUUGUAGGGAUUUGAAAGGCGUUGACUGAGGAGUAUAUGUGCCACUGCAUAUAAGGGACAGAGAAAUGUGUCUUGAUACACAAUGAUGUUGCUGUAAAAGAAAACUAUAUUUUUGAAUUAUGUAACACUCAGCUUCUAACUUUUUUUUUGUGGUAAGUCCUAUUGGUCAGAUGAUGUUGCUUUUCAUUUACUUUUCAUGCUCGGAGCCUUAACAUUUUAAAGCUAUUUUGUCAUCAAAACCGUUAAAUAAUUGCUGUACUAUACCUCAACAGCAUAAUCAGGGAAAAGACGUCCCGUGCACCCUCAACCCAAGGGAAGUCAACAUCAUCACUGGCUGAAGUGAAGAGGAAAAAUAUUGUCUGAGUUAUGGUUCUGAGCCAAGUGCUAUGAUUUGUUUUACUCUGCUUAUGGUUCGAAAGCAGCAUUCUAACUGUACUGUUCCACUGAUGUCCAGCAGAGGCUGUUGUUUCUUUACUCAAGCCAAUUUAAGAGAAAUGUAGCAUUCACUGCUUACUGAAAUCAGUUUAGGUGCAUCACUUCCAGUAGGUUUGUUUCUCAUCCUUUCUUAACAAUUCAGUUUAUUGAUCUUUUCUUCCCCUCAUCCUGAGUAUAAUGCUAAGCUUUAAUGUAGGAGCAUAUAAUAACUGAGAACGCCUCAAAUGUGUAACCUGAAAAAUUAAUGUUACUGAUUUACUGUUAAAAGUAGAAAAAAAAAGAAGCAAAAAAAGAGUAUACGGUUUCUGUGCGUGAUUUUUUUAGGACCUGCUUGCUGUUGUGCGUGUGUUUGUGUGUGAAAGAGGGAGUCUAUCAUGUGAGGACUUGAGAUUUAUAUAAUCAUAUUACAAAUGAUUUAUGAGAAUAUAUGAAAUACUAAAAAAAAAAUUACAAGGCAAACAUUUUAGUCACCCCUGAAAUGAAUAUGCAUUGUAUGGAAGGUCACUAUCUAUCACGUUCUUAGAUUUGAUCAUGGUCAUUAUUAAAAUAAUACUAUAUGUUGUAA